AUGACACAGGGCGAGGCGGCGCUCGCGACGGGCCGUUACAGCCGUGGGCGGCCCCUCAGCGCCCUGCGCAGCGCCUUCCGCUUCCCGGGGUCAGGGGUGCUGGGGGCGGGCCCGCGGGACGCGGCCCUGCCGCCCGGCUGGAACCGGGGAGGGAAAUCCGGCCCAGCCCCGCUGAGGGCCGAGGGCUGCGAGCGGCUUCUGCGGCUCGGAGCUGGAGUCGGGGUUUCUACGGCUCUUCACAGCCAUCCAGACCAGCCAAGGCUUUCACUCAGCUACCUGGAAGAAGACGAACCACCUCCCGCCUUAGCUGUGCCCCCGAUGCGGGGAGGCGAGGGGACGCCUGCUGGCGCAGAGCCCUGCGGGCUGUCCGCAGGGCUGAGGAGCCAGCCCUCAGAAAGUCGCCCCAAGGUAGAGACCGGCGGGACUCGCCUCGGCGCCCCGCCCGGGCGGGGUGUGCGUCGGGCGGCUGAGGGCGAGGGGUGCGGGGGGCGGCGGCGCAAGGGGGUGCGGGCGUCGCAGAUUGAAGAUCUGAAGAAGAUAAACCAUGAGCUAAGGCAACAUGUCAUACAACUGCUUGGUAAGAAGCAAGCGGUGGAAAGUCAAGUGGAUAGCUUCACUUGUAAAAAUGAUUAUCUGUGUAAAGAACUGGCUGUAAUUGGCAAACUAUCUGAGCAGCUGGAAAAAGAAUUGCUAUUGAAUACUGCUGAUAAGGAGCUUGAGGAAGCAAAGGUUAUUUUACAAACAGAAGCUGAAGUAAAGCAAGGGAAGUCACCUUCAAGGCUUGAUAGCUUUAUAAAGACAUUGGAAGAGGACAGAGACUACUAUAAAUGUGAGACUGAGAAUUUGCUGAAGGGAGUGAGUUCUGAUCCAGAAGUUUUGAAAAUAUUGAGAGAACGUGAAGAACUUAAGUCAAUGCUGAAAAAAUACGAGCGCCGUGUGGCAGAAAUUCAGGGUAACUUCAAAGUUUUAACAGCUGAGAGAGACAAAAUUGUCAGUCUUUACGAACGGGCACAGGAAGAUAUUUCCCAACUUCGUCAGGAAGUUAUCAAAUGCCCCAGGACUCCUAAAAGUACUGUGACAGCUCAAGCUAUGUUAAGACGCGUGGAGAUAGAAAGGGAUACGGCACUGUCAGAUUUCCAAAGGAUGACUACAGAACGAGAUAGCCUCAGGGAGCAGUUGAAGAUUUCCCAAGAGACUGCGUUUAAUGAAAAGGCUCAUUUGGAACAGAGACUUGAAGAGCUAGAAACUACUAUUCAAAAUUUAGAUAGUGAACGGUUAGAACAGAUGUCCAAAGUGGCACUGAUGAAAGACACCAUUGAUUCUCUGGAAACCGAGAUUAAAAGAUUGGCAAGAAGAGCACUGGACUCUGAAACUGAGCUGAGCCGACAGGAAGCUGAAUAUAUUUCACUUAGUUUAUUGAAUGAAAAGACAGAACAGAGUCUUUCAGAGACUCAGCAAAGCCUUGUUAAGAAAAAAUAUGAAAUGCAACUUACCCAAGAGAAAAUUAUGCUUUUGGAUGAAAAAAUUGAUAACUUUUCAAGACAAAGUCUUGUACAACAAGAGGAGAUCUGUGCUUUGAAAGAAACAGUUGAACAACUUGAUAAAGAGAAGGCAUCUUUGCAAGACUGUGUGGAAGAAGGAAGAGAGAAGAUUGCUACUUUUGAGGAAAACCUGGCAAUUAAAGAGAAAAUAAUUUCAGAUUUCAAGAUUCUGAUUUCUGAGUUGGAGCAUUCAACAAAAAAAUCUGCUGAAGCACUCUGUAUCUGUGAGAAAGAUAUCACCAGUUUGCAUCAACAGCUACAAGAAACCAACAAAGAACUUGCAGAGAUUAACAAGAACAGAGAGUCAUUAGCUCAGGAGAAUGACAGGUUGCAACAGCAUCUUUCUAAUAUUAAGCAAGAAAAUCAGGUACUAUAUAAAAAACUAGCACAGUAUCAGAAUGAGCUUGAUGAUAUGAAGUUGAAAGCCCAGGAUUCAAACACAGAUGUUGUCAGGCUGAAGGGUGUACUGAAGUCUAAAGAGAGAGAGAACUGGGAGCUUUUGGAGAAUUACCACAGAGCCCGUGAACAAGGAGAACGCUGGGAAGCAAAAUGCCAUCAAGCAGAAGCAGAUUGUAGCUCUGUUAGACAGGCACUGAUUAGUGCAGAGUCUGAGAACCGCAGGUUGAAAGAGAAAAUGGAGUCCCUUGAAACAGAGGUUGAGCAACAUUUAACAACAGAAGCAGCAUGCAAGUCUCAGGUUUCUGCCUUAAGCAAGUCUCUUGUGAAAAUGGAAGAAGAGCUUCAAAACAUAUUGCGGGAGAGUAUAUUUCCAAAUCUCACACCUACACAAGAACUUUGCAUUAAACUAGAUGCAGUCAAAGAACGAUUAAAUCAGCAGUUAACUUACACAGCAGAGAAAGUAGAAAUUGGAGAAAACAAGUGUGAGUCAUCCCAUUCUGAAAUAGAGCUGCUGAGAAAACAACUGGGAGAUGAAAGAGCAUCUAUGAAAAACCUGGAAUCUUUGCUUGUGUCCAGUCGUGAGAAAGAAUUUCAGUCACAGAUAGCAAAGCAAGAAAAAGACUCUGAAAUUCAGUUUCUUAAGGAACAGCUUUCUUUAGCAGAAAAUAAACUUGCUGUGCAGAGUCAAGAUUUUACUCAGCUCAGAAACAGAGCAGCUCAGCUAGAGUCGGAACUGGAUAUCACCAAAAGCCAGCUGGGGACUGAGCGCUUUGAAAGGGAACGUGCUGUACAGGAGCUUCAACGCCAGAAUCAUACAAUCUUGUAUCAGUUAAGCCCUAUGUUAAGAACAUCAUCACCUGAACAUUCCCAUCAUCGAUCUCCUCAUUGGUCUCUGGACUGGUCCCUGGAAGAGAUCCCUAAGUGGGCUUCAGCCCUUGAACAGGCAAAGUUCAAAGUUUUCAUGGGCCUGAAGAUCGGUCCAUUUCAGAGAUACCUGAACCAACUUGGCACGCAGGUACCCAGCAGCCAGUCCGCGUGGGCUCAGCCCAGCGUCGGCCGCAGCGCCGCCUCUUGCCCCGAUGAUAACUGGAAAGAAAUGGAGAGAGUCGGUGGUUCUGUGAGGGUUGAUUGGGGUUUGCUAAAAACCAAUCUGUUGAGUUUCGAGCAUAUUCCUGAAAACCCGGCCGCCACCGCACUGCCUGCCAAGCGUUUUGCAAAUCCUUCCCGUCCCCUCCACCGCCUGCCGAUUCUCCCCGCCGUCCUCAGGUUAAGGAAGCGGGUGCCCGUUUGUCCCUUGACGCAAAGAAAUCUCUCCUUGGUAAUAGCAGCCAUAAAACGCCUGCCGCACCCCGGGCACUGGGCGGGCGGCCGUGCCUCUCGUGGUCCUCGUCACAGCGCGUGUUUGCACAACGUAGUGACGGCGGCAAGGGCUGCCGCCGCUGUCGCCGCCUCCUGUGCGUCAGCCAGCGUGGGCCUGGGAGAGGCACAUCAGACCCUGAGUUUAGGCUGGAAACUUGCCUUUUGA
This is a messenger RNA of Nipponia nippon (crested ibis), 3465 nucleotides long. Lineage: Eukaryota; Metazoa; Chordata; Aves; Pelecaniformes; Threskiornithidae. The record is from RefSeq and is a predicted model, not a curated record.